Messenger RNA from Boleophthalmus pectinirostris (great blue-spotted mudskipper), 2053 nucleotides. It is a transcript of the gene e2f2, whose product is annotated as E2F transcription factor 2. Lineage: Eukaryota; Metazoa; Chordata; Actinopteri; Gobiiformes; Gobiidae. Gene Ontology annotation, molecular function: protein dimerization activity; DNA-binding transcription factor activity, RNA polymerase II-specific; RNA polymerase II cis-regulatory region sequence-specific DNA binding. The record is from RefSeq and is a predicted model, not a curated record. Gene Ontology annotation, cellular component: RNA polymerase II transcription regulator complex. The coding region runs from base 286 to 1563 and encodes 425 amino acids. Gene Ontology annotation, biological process: regulation of transcription by RNA polymerase II. The transcript has 8 exons.
UUGCGUGAGCUGCGUGCGUGCGUGCGUGCGUGACCGGAGCACCAGUGCGGAGGACGGACCGACGGACCGAGCGAAUUCACCAGUGCACCCCGGGAUCUGCACUCCGGACGCGGGACAAAAGCACCCGAACCUGCACCGAGCCGCACCGGACCCGCACGCAGCACCACCCCGGCGAUUAAACGCGGGAUGCGGGAUUAUUUCUUCGCUUUCGGACGUUCUCGUUACAGUUUCUGCGCUUUGUGACCCGACAAACAAUACUCCAGGACCAGCGCUCACAGGCCCAGAAUGAUGCGGCUGCCCAAAGGCGUCUCUCCGGGUCCGUGUCGCCCCGUCCCCGCGUCCCCGUCCCUGCCGGGCUCGCACCACAAGGGCCUCCUGGGGGGCCUGGGGAGUCCGCCGCCGCCGCUCAGCACGGUCCCCGCCGGAUACUUCACCCAGAUCUGCAACACCAGCGCGGCCGAACAAAGAGCGCACAGCCUCUACUCGACCCCGCACGGCCCCGAAGCCAAACCGGUCCGCUCCUCCACCGGCAGACUCCCGGCCAAGAGGAAGCUGGACCUGGAGGAUCCUUCGUACCUGCCUGAGUUCCGCACUCCAAAGGGCAAAGGCAUCGUCACCCGGAUCUCCAGCCCCAGAACCCCGAAGUCUCCAGGCGAGAGGACGAGGUACGACACGUCCCUGGGCCUCCUCACCAAAAAGUUUGUGAACCUGAUCGCCGAGAGUCCCGACGGAGUCCUGGACCUGAACUGGGCCACGGAAGUCCUGGAGGUCCAGAAGAGACGCAUCUACGACAUCACCAACGUCUUGGAGGGAGUGCAGCUCAUCCGCAAGAAGUCCAAGAACAACAUCCAGUGGCUUGUCGGUGACGUGUUCGAGGGCGGCGCCGGCGGAGGGCAGAAGGCCGGCGCUCUGAGGAAGGAGCUGUGUGAGCUGGAGAGAGCGGAGAGAAACCUGGACGACCUGAUCCAGUCCAGCACGACACAACUCAAACAGCUGACCGACGACCACAGCAGCCAGAGGUUGGGUUAUGUGACGUACCAGGACCUGCGCUCCAUCUCCAGCCUCAGGGAGCAGACGGUGAUCGCGGUCAAAGCUCCUGCAGAGACCAAACUGGAGGUGCCCGACGCUCCGGGGCAGAGCAGUUUACAGAUCUACCUGAAGAGCACCAACGGGCCCAUCGAGGUUUACCUGUGCCCCGAGGAGGGACUGGAGGAGGCCAGCCCCGUGAAGGGAGGCCUCACCCCGAAGAAAGAGUUCCCCGCUCCCCUGGGACCCCCCACCAUCCCGGCCACCUCCACACACGACUACUGCAGCCGCCCGGAGCCCGGCCACGCGAGCUCGUCCGCCGCGCCCCCGUCUCUGCUGGACGUGGAGGGUCUUCUGGGUUUACCCCCCAGUCUGCUGCAGAUGACGGAGGACCAGCUGCCCGGCGCCGCCCUCGCCCCCUUCGUCAGCUUCUCUCCGCCUCUGGACCACGACGACUACCUGUGGAGCCUGGAGGAGCACGAGGGCGUGUCCGACUUCUUCGACUCCUACGACCUGGGCGACCUGCUCAAGAGCUGAACCCCAAAACCAAACCUCCUCUGCAGCUGAACUCUGAGUGUGGAGUCGUUUCAAGCAUCAAACUCGUGGAGAUCUGUAUUUUUGCAAGAAGGUGAAAAUGACUUUUAAAUUUACAUAUUUUAACAUCGAACUUUCCUUAAGAAGCAGGAAAAAUGCAUUGGAAUUAUUCCUUCAUUUCAUGUUUUUUUAUGCAAAUGAGACAUUUAUUAGGUAUUUUUGUACAAUUAAUUUUGUAGGUCGAAAAUUUAGUUAUUCAAAAAAUCUAGGAAAAAAAUGUAGGAAUGAGAAUCUGUGUGUCGUUUGUUCAUUCGUUUUUCAAUAUAAAAUCAAAAAUAAGAAAAUGAAAAGACAACUGUUUUCUUCAUUAUUUGUCUCCAAAACUAAAAUUUAAAAAACAGAUAAUGAUUUGUUUUUUCAGUUUUUGAUUUUGUGUUUAAAUGAAAAAUGGAAAAAACGGAUAACGACCGUUUCCCGUUUACGUGACUCUCAU